Messenger RNA from Brassica napus (rape), 1298 nucleotides. RefSeq names its product probable protein phosphatase 2C 24. NCBI's taxonomy places the organism in Eukaryota, Viridiplantae, Streptophyta, Magnoliopsida, Brassicales, Brassicaceae. Gene Ontology annotation, biological process: protein dephosphorylation. Bases 180 to 1079 code for a protein of 299 amino acids. Gene Ontology annotation, cellular component: nucleus; cytosol. The record is from RefSeq and is a predicted model, not a curated record. The transcript is spliced from 3 exons. Gene Ontology annotation, molecular function: cation binding; protein serine/threonine phosphatase activity.
UAUAAAUGAGGUAGAGUGGAGCAACGUGUAGUAGUAACAAUAUUAUUGUGUUCAAUUGAUUCGUUUCCUAGUCUUUCUUCACGUGCAAGUAACCUAAACAACAUUCAACUUUUUAUUUGUUCAUCGGAGAAACAGUUUCUUGUUCUUCUUGAUUUAAAAAAAAAAAAGAGAUCGAACAUAUGGCAGAUAUAUGUUACGAAGUUGUGACCGAUGCGUCGGCGUAUGAAUCAAGACCGUUACAUUCAGGGAGGAGGCAGAGGUUUCCGAUGGAUAAGACGGUGGCGAUGCAAGAAGAAUGGGAGAAGAAAAACUUUAAGCGUAAUAAACUGGAGGCUUUAACGGUGAGAAAUGAGAACGUCUCCGGUGAGUCUCCGGUGACGGAGGCAAGUCCGAGAUACGGCGUUUCUUCGGUGUGCGGUAGAAGAAGAGAGAUGGAAGAUGCGGUGGCGAUUCAUCCUUCGUUUUCUUCUCAUUCGGAGUAUCCUCAACACUACUUCGGUGUCUACGACGGUCACGGUUGUUCCCACGUUGCAGCGAGGUGUAGGGAGAGACUUCACAAGCUGGUGCAAGAGGAGCUAAACUCUGAUAGGGAAGAAGAGGAGGACGAGUGGAGAAAGACGAUGGAGCGUAGCUUCACUCGCAUGGAUAAAGAGGUUGUGUUGUUGAGUGAAUCAGUCCUGAGUGCGAAAUGUAAGUGCGAGCUUCAGACGCCGGAUUGUGAUGCGGUCGGAUCAACCGCCGUCGUGUCUAUCAUUACGCAGGAUAAGAUCGUCGUCGCUAACUGCGGCGAUUCCAGAGCAGUUCUCUGCCGGAACGGAAAACCAUUCCCUCUAUCGACAGAUCACAAGCCUGACCGUCCAGACGAGUUGGACCGAAUCGAAGGAGCUGGAGGACGAGUCAUAUACUGGGACUGUCCGAGAGUUCUAGGAGUCUUAGCGAUGUCACGAGCCAUAGGAGACAACUAUCUGAAACCUUACGUGACUUGUGAACCGGAGGUAACGGUAACAGACAGGACGGACGAUGACUGCCUUAUUCUAGCCAGCGACGGUUUAUGGGACGUUGUGUCUAUUAGAGGAUAAGUAUCACUUUGUAUAGUUUAGAUAUUAUUCCUUGCAUAUUCCUUUCUGUUAUGAGCCGAUCCCUAUAAUCGCUCAACCUCUUGUACUAUAUAUGUUGAGAUCAAUACAUAAUACAUUGCAAGGGAAACAUAAUCUCUUAUAUGGUAUCAGAGGGUUACAGUUCCUGAAACCUAAUACGCAUCUCUGCGUCUCUCUCUCUUUCUUCUUCUCUACGCCUUC